Symbiodinium natans is the source of this 570-nucleotide messenger RNA. The record is from the annotation of a GenBank genome assembly. Lineage: Eukaryota; Dinophyceae; Suessiales; Symbiodiniaceae.
AUGGUCAACUCGGGCAACUUCGAAGAGGCCCAGACAGCUCAGGUGGUAAUCUGCGAUUUCUCGGCAGCCGCGGUAGAAUCCUUCCUCCGCUUCUUGUACUCCGGAAUGGUGGAGGGCUCCUUGCUGACCCUGGUGGAGGUGGCGGCAGUGGCAGACAAGUAUCAGGUUCACCGACUGCACGCCCUCUGCGUGCAGGCGUGCCAGCAUGGGUUGAAGCCAGCCAUGGCCUGCGCAGCCUUCGAAUCCGCAGACCGCCUCAGACUUGCAAGCAUCCGACGGUCUGCCAAAGAGCAGAUCUUGAUCCAUCCGGGUGAGGCGUUGAAAGACGGGCAGAACCUGAGCCCCCAGCUGUUGUCGGAACUUCUGAGCUCGAAUCUGUUGUGCAUAGAGAACGAGGCGCUGAGGAGGCUGCUAUCGGCCUGGGGCAAUCAGAAGAAGCGAAAGGCAGCAGCCAUGGACGACGAUUCGCAGCAGCCCAUCAUAUCACGCUUCAUGUCGGAGCUGAGCAAGCUGAGCAACCGACGGCCUGCACAGCACAGCACGGUCUUGAAAACUCUGGGGGACCGCUAG